AUGCAUGGUACGCGUUCCAAACAAUUGAAUUCGCGUGUCAAAGAAAAACCCAAGCAGUCGAGCAGAACGAUUUCGCCAGAGUUGAUAUUGCAAUGGUUGAAAAAUGAUCUUGGAUAUCGUCACAGACGUAAUCUGCUUGGCGAUUUUCCAGAAAAGGAAAUAACCACCGAGGAAAUUCAAAAGCUUUACCGAAAUGAAUUUGUUCCUAUUUUCAAAUUCCUCGUGGAACACAUCAAAUCUUCAAAGGAGGUUCUCCAAUAUAAAAAAUUAAAGAUUUCUCGUAAUACGCAUCACACUUAUAGAAAGCAAAACCAGUUGAUAAGAUCUCAUCAAUCGAAACGUAACAAGGAGGCCUUAUCAAAUGCGACCGAAGAGAAUUAUGUGAUUCGUAAAGCAAUGCUGGAUAAAAAGAUAGCGCAAAUCACGGCAAUUAUUGAGGAGGGAGAAAUGCAAACUGCACAGCUAAUUACGCGAAUUUCGGAUAUUGAACUACAGAAGCGACGCACCACGGAAGAAAUACGCGAAAAGUAUAAUAAGAUAUAUAUGAAAAAGGUAUUUCGAGAAAGUUGCAGAUCGAUCGAAGACGUUGAUAGUGGGUACCGGCGACUUUUCGAGGAGCUCAUGACGAAAAAAAGAUCAAAGAACGAGAUAAAUUCUGCAUUAACAGGAAUUGAAACAACUACCACGAUUAGGAUCAAGAGCAUCUGCGAUAAAUUAAAAUCGGUCGGAAAGAGUUCGGCAUUUAGGUUUGCAAGUUUUGUGAUGUUCAACGGGGAUAACAUCACAUUAUUCAUACUUCUGAAAAUUUCUAGCCAAUCUAACGCUGAUUACGGAAAAAAGGUCAAGAUUCGAUUUUUAAUAGAGGAUUUGAUUAAAACAACUUCACCCAAAGUGAUCCUCAAAUCUGUUUCGAAUGUAAUGAAGGCAGCAAACAAAGAAUUAAGUGCCAAGUCCCAGCGUUAUAUGGAGAAAGGUAACUUGGAUGGUUCAUCGCGCCAAGUUCAGCGACUGUUACAGAAAUGUCGAGAAGAUCAUGUAUCGAAAUUCAUUGAAGUUGAAGGCAUGCUGAACAACGUCUCAGAGAUUAAGGAAAAAAUAAAUAAAAUUAUAGAGUCAACUAAAUUAUUCCUGAAACAGCAUUAUUAUCACACUCCAAAUAUGGAAAAUAUAAUAGUAUCAUUUCUUGAAAAAAAGGUCGAAAAUGAGGCAGUAAAAGCAAAAUAUAACAGCGUUCUAAAUUAUGCGCGAACGCUUGAAUCUCGGUGUCAAGAUUUGAGUGUUUCUAGCGACAGACUUGCAAUUCUACUUGAUCGCAUUGUCAACCUAAAUGAGUUUACUGAAAAGAAACAGAAAAUUAUCCAGCGGCUGAUUUUUGUCAACCAACGUAUUAGGGCAGACAUUCCUGAAAAGUCGAAAGAGAUAUCAAGGUUUUUGCGAGAAGUUUCUCCUUUCAAUGAACAUCUCGAUAAACUAACCAAAGAUCUUGAUUGCACGGUAUUACGUGAGAAUGAGCAAUUUCAAAAUAUCGACUUGAAAUCGGCUUUGCAAGUUGAAUUGAACGGGUAA
This is a messenger RNA of Acaulospora morrowiae, 1566 nucleotides long. The record is from the annotation of a GenBank genome assembly. Lineage: Eukaryota; Fungi; Glomeromycota; Glomeromycetes; Diversisporales; Acaulosporaceae.